UGGGUGAAGUCAUACUCACAGCACUGCAUUGAUCACCCUUACUGUCAAUGCAUCAUCUUGUUGGACUGCUUUACAUACAAUGAAAUUGCUUUGCUAUUUUUCCCCAGAGGGACGCACCACUGGGUGCCCCGCACCCAGCGUUUGUUUGGGGGUCAAAUAGUUGGCCAGGCCCUCGUUGCUGCUGCCAAAUCAGUCGGAGAUCAUUUCUAUGCUCAUUCUCUCCACUGCUACUUUGUACGAACAGGGGAUCCAAAGGUUCCAGUGCUGUACCAGGUGGACCGCACACGAGAUGGUCGCAGUUUUACAGUACGCUCUGUGAAAGCCAUCCAGCACGGGCACCCGAUAUUUAUCUGCCAAGCGUCCUUCCAACUGCUGCAGCCAAGUCCCCUGCAGCACCAGUUCACCAUGCCACAGGUCCCUCAGCCUGAAGACCUCCUCACUGUAGAGGAGCUUAUUCAUCUUUAUCUCAGUAAACCAGACCUGGCAGAUAAAUCAAGACAAGGCCUUAACAAACUACUGGCUAAUGAGGUCCCCAUUGAGAUAAAGCCAGUCAACCCACCACAUUUUUACAGACAUGCUGCAAGUGAGCCGAAGAAGCUGUUCUGGGUGCGAGCACGAGGAUAUAUUGGUGAAGGCAACAUGAAGCUGCAUUGCUGCGUUGCUGCUUAUGUAUCAGACUUUGCAUUCCUGGGCACGGCGCUGCUGCCUUAUCCCAACUACAGGGCGCACUUCUCAGCCUCCCUGGACCAUGCCAUGUGGUUCCACAACACCUUCCGCAGUGAUGAGUGGAUGCUGUAUGAGUGUGAGAGCCCAUGGGCAGGGGGCAGCAGGGGACUUGUUCAGGGCCGACUGUGGAGGAGAGAUGGGGUGCUGGCUGCCUCGUGUUCCCAGGAGGGUGUCCUGAGGGUGAAACCAGUCACAGAGCCCAGCAAACUAUAAGCACAUCCAUGAGAUUUCUUUCAGUUUUAAUUAUUUGUAACUGUAAUUACAGAAAUAUUGUUAAGUUUUAUACAUAAAAUGAUUAAUAUAAUGAUAAUAAAUUAAUUAUUGUUUUAUUAAACGUGUUUUUUUCAGCCAAUAAAGACUAAAAGGUUAUAAUGAA
This is a messenger RNA of Epinephelus lanceolatus (giant grouper), 1102 nucleotides long. The record is from RefSeq and is a predicted model, not a curated record. Lineage: Eukaryota; Metazoa; Chordata; Actinopteri; Perciformes; Serranidae.